AUGAAGGCUGUGAGGCAAAGGGCGGCGGGCUCAGCGCGAGCUCCAGCUCCGGAAGGCCGACGCCGCGACCAGGGCAGCGCACGCCCGCCCGCGCGCGCGCCACGCAGGAGGCGGCGGACCGCGAGCACCAGCCCCCCGCGCACUCACCGCUGGGAGCUCCGUAAUGGCGGCAGCGGCGGCGAGGGCGGGGACCCCGGGGGGGUGGGGGGGGGCGGGUCCGCCACAGCCAGUCACCGCCGCCGGCAUCUUUCGAACCGGCUCCGAAAACCUCUGAGGGAGUGGGUGAAGGGGAGGGCGGAGUGGGGGGGGGGGGGUGAGAGGGCCGCCGCGCGCCUCAGGAGCAUGCGCGAGCCCUUAGCCAAUCAGAGCCGGGCAGGAGGACGCCGGCGCAGGCGCGCUGCGAGGGCAAGGGGCUCGGUUCGCAGCGAGGGUAGGGAAAGAGGUGGCGGAGCGGCCGGGGAAGGCAGACCACCCCCCCUAAAAAAAAAAGGCGCCACCUCCGGGGACGCGAGCGCCCCGCCCCCUCCUCUCAGGGAGCGGCGUCGGCGCCCCGGGCGAGCGGUCUCUGCCGCCCGCCUUCGGGGUCCAGCGGGCCCGCGCCCGCUGCCCGCCCGCCCAUUCCAUCCCGCGUUACCUCUGCGCUCCCCACUUCCUGGCGCCCGCGUACUGCGAGGCUUCUCGGCUCCGCUCCCGCUGCCGCUCACCGCCUCCGCCACCGCUGUCCUCCAGGCCCAGCCGCCGAGCUCUGCCGCCCCGCCCCCCUGCUCGCGGCCCCGCGCGCGCACUCGCGCGCGCCCAUCCCUCGCGCCGGCCCCGCCCCCCCGCGCGUCCUUCGCGCCGGCCCCGCCCCCGCUCCGACCCCCGCGCGCCGUUGGCCGCGCCCCCCACAGCCCGUGGGCGCGGAGGGAGCGCGCGAGACUCGCCUCCCCCCGGUCGGGCACGCGGGGGCGCGAGAAGGAGGGCGGGGCCGGCGCGAGGGACGCCGGGGCGGAGCUGAAUGUCAGCGCGUCUUCCGCCGGCGCCUCUCGGGUUGCUCCCGUCGUCUGGGCUGGCGCUGUUUCGGUGUCCUCGGGUUCCAUCUCUGAGUUUCCACUUCGGCGCCCCGUCUGCCUUUGGAGGGGGUUGGCCUUUCCCGCUCCCGAGUUGAGCACAAGAACGACCCUCUUCUUUGAAGACGACGAAAUGAUUAGAAACCCAGAGAGCGGAGAGUGUGCAGUUACCUCACGUUCGUUCCUUUGAAGUCUCACAGGACGCAGAAUGCCUCAGGAAAAGAACUGUAGAAGUUGUUUUUCUAGUCAAUGAAGCGGUCUCCUAAUCCACAUAAGCAGGGAGUGUCCUCUAGAAGGAACUCGGGAUUGGAAAGGGAAUUCCCUUAGAAUUUUUAGUUUGAGAGCCUCUGUUCCAGAUGUCAUUAGCCCUCUGGUGUUUGAUUGGAGUCAAUGUUUCUAGCUUCUUGAAGAGAUCUGAAAAGUGUUAAUGCCAAGAGUUUACUGUCAUUUUGAGGAGGGUGUCUAAUGCUGAAGCUGAAACUCCAAUACUUUGGCCACCUCAUGCGAAGAGUUGACUUA
Messenger RNA from Cervus elaphus (red deer), 1568 nucleotides. Its product is annotated as serine/arginine repetitive matrix protein 1-like. NCBI's taxonomy places the organism in Eukaryota, Metazoa, Chordata, Mammalia, Artiodactyla, Cervidae. The transcript has 4 exons. Bases 1 to 1239 code for a protein of 412 amino acids. The record is from RefSeq and is a predicted model, not a curated record.